Theileria parva strain Muguga is the source of this 1804-nucleotide messenger RNA. Its product is annotated as AP2 domain protein. Gene Ontology annotation, biological process: regulation of DNA-templated transcription. NCBI's taxonomy places the organism in Eukaryota, Apicomplexa, Aconoidasida, Piroplasmida, Theileriidae. The record is from RefSeq and is a predicted model, not a curated record. Bases 575 to 1804 code for a protein of 409 amino acids. Gene Ontology annotation, molecular function: DNA-binding transcription factor activity. The transcript has a single exon.
UUUAUACCGUAAAUACCAAUUACCAAAUUUUGUACUAAUAUAACCAAGUCGAAUUUGUGUUAUAUCACGAUUCAUAUUAGAUCUAAUAUGUUUUUAUGAUAAUUAGAUGAAACACAUCCUGACACUAACUUAUUAUCUGGUACACAUUUUUGCGUGAUUUUCGCCUUUACGACCAUUUCUGCAUUUGGAUCUUUAAUGUUUCCGAAUACAAUUGUUUUGUAAAAUAUUUCCCUUAAAUUAUAUCUAAAGAACAGACCUAUAAAUGUAGUAGCGAGAUGUGCUAUUUAAUCUGAGCAGCAGCAUAACGACACUUUUAGAUGAGAAAAAAAAUCGCUGAAAUUUUGAGUCAGUUAACUAACUCUGACAAAUGUUCAUUAAGUUUGUGAAAAUCGCCAAAGAAAAUUUUUAAUCGCAAUGAAUUAAGCAUUCAAAUUAAUAUUUAUUUUGUUAAUGUUUUAUUAAGUAAAUAAAUAUAAAGGUCCAACUAAAAACUUUUGUAUUUACUCUUUCAACUUUAAUCGCUUUAAAAUUAAUAAUAUAAAUUUUAUAUUAUAAUAAGCAUACACUUAUUAAAAUGGAUAAUGUCUUAAACACACAAGAUUAUCAGUGUGUCUUACAGAAUCAGAAUUACGACUCCUUGAAGGGUCACAACUAUGAAAAUUUCAUGAAUUCUGACCAAUUUCUUGAGGAAAAUUGUUAUCAAGAAUAUCCAAAUGUAAACAAAGGCGAAGAAUAUACACCCUCAAACGGUUACGAAAAUUACAAAAACAGUAACAGUUCAAAUAUUGAUGAAAAUAUAAUGACUAAUUAUAAAAUGGAUGAGGAAUUUAAUAAUUACAAGUUGGAUAAUUAUAAUUUGGAUUAUAAUUAUGGCUACAAUGGAGUAAAUGGGUACACAUUACCAGAUAACACAAAGUGUGUAAACGGUAACGAUAAAAUGGUUGCUAAUGGAAACAUACAAGGAUACUCAAACAAAAACUAUGUUGAUAGUGUAAGUACGACAUGUGGAGUUGAUAGUGCUAAUAAAGAUGCUUGUUAUUAUGAUCAAUAUCAGUACUAUAUGAAUUAUCCAGUCAUGUAUAACAUGCCUAACAUACAGAACCCUAACACUAUGGUCACUAUUAGUAAUUUACCCGAUAAUAUGAUCAACGAAACUAAGUUAAUGAAUUUGAAAGAUGCAGAUAAAUUCAGCAACAGCACUAUUGAAAACGAUAGCGUAUCUGAUGUUGAUUGUACUGACGGAACAAAUCCUCCUGCUAACAGAAGUGACCCUAUCUACACAGCCAUUAGCGGUUUGAAGUGGAAGAGUAAGAGUAAAAAGUGGGUUGUAAGAUGGGAUAAUCCUAUUACUAACAGGAGAGUAUACAAAUACUUCUCAGGAACGCGCUAUGGGUUCCUCGGUGCUCAUAAAAGAGCCAAAUAUUAUCUCGAAUUUCUGAACGCAUCAGUUGGAAAGAUACAAAAUACUAGUCCUGGAAAUCCAUUUUGUAGACGUACUGAAGGACCGCCCAAAGGCAAACAGAACAAAUCACUAAUUAGGAAAAUGUACUUUUCCGCUCAAAAUGACAAUGCUUACCAACACGAGUACAUGAACUCGAUGAUGAACUGCAAUCACAGUGGACAAAAUUUAAUAAAUUAUAGUCAAACUCUAGAAAGUCAAAUGGGUUACAAUGGUGAGUUUAUGCCUAGAAAUGGUCAAAAUUUCAAUCGUAGCAGUGAAGUUAUGGAUUUUAACAACAAGGUAGGAAGUACCAUGGAUAACCCCUGGUUCUUUAACCAACACCAAAUGUUCAAUAAUUACUAA